UGUUAUUUAUGAUCCCUUCCACUUGGCUUGUACUUACAAGAUGGAGGUUCCACAGGUUAAAGCUACGUUUCACCUAGGAUCAGAAACUUAUUCUGUUUAUGCAAACAAAGGGAUUCUUUCGGAGCAGUUAGUUGCAUUAAAGGAAGAAUCCAUGACCAUACUGAAGGCAUAUAUCACGAAGCAUAAUGUUCCAAUUGACGUCCCUGACGAGGUCGAGGAAGUUUCAGAAGAUGAAGAAAUCACUGAGAAGCCAAAACCAAAGAAACAAAAGUAGGACUUUUUAUAAUCUUUUGGGUUUGAAGUUUUAUUCAAGAAUAUUGGUCUAAUCUCUUUACUUGAAAUGUUCUCCUAUAAUUAAAGUGUGUAUUUACUUCGUCUGCUAUUCAAACAUGAAAUAUCAACUUUACUUCUCUGGAA
Daucus carota subsp. sativus is the source of this 417-nucleotide messenger RNA. RefSeq lists its product as uncharacterized. The coding region runs from base 41 to 274 and encodes 77 amino acids. NCBI's taxonomy places the organism in Eukaryota, Viridiplantae, Streptophyta, Magnoliopsida, Apiales, Apiaceae. The transcript has 2 exons. The record is from RefSeq and is a predicted model, not a curated record.